AUGUCGAGUACCAAUACUACCAAAGAGGACGCUACCACUUUACUCUCCAAGCUCUCAUUGGCUGAGAAGAAGGGAAAAGAGGAGCAGGGUGCCAACAAUUUCACCACCGAAGUUGUCAAGGAGACUCUUCAGGCUCCUGUGGUUCCUGUGGUUCCAGCGGCUCCAGCGGUUCCAGCGGUUUCUGCCGUUCCUUCGAUUGUGAAAACAAAAGUCGCUUCAGAUCCAGUUGAGCCUGCACCAGAGGUCACCAAGAAAACAGACAAAGAGGAAAAUGAAAACAAAACCAACUUGAUAGAUUCAUCAUAUGAGGUCAAGGUCAAUUUGGCAGAUAUACAGGCAGAUUCUAAUUCGCCGCUUUUUUCUGUAAAAUCCUUUGAGGAAUUGGGUCUCUCAGAGGAGUUGUUGAAGGGUCUUUACGCUAUGAAGUUCUCCAAACCAUCCAAGAUUCAAGAAAAGGCACUACCCUUACUAGUUGCAAACCCACCGAGAAACCUUAUAGGCCAGUCUCAAUCAGGUACAGGUAAAACGGCAGCAUUUGCCUUGGCUAUGCUCACACGCGUGGACAUCAAUGACCCUUCUAUACAGGCUGUUUGUCUUUCACCUGCUCGUGAAUUGGCACGUCAAACGCUGGAUGUCAUCCAGGAAAUGGGUAAGUACACCCCUGUAAAGUUCCAGUUAGUUGUUCCAGGAGUUUUAGAGAGAAAUCAAACUGUCAAUUCUCAGAUCAUCGUGGGUACUCCUGGUUUAAUGCUUGAUUUGGUCAGAAGACGCCGUAUUGACCUCUCCAAAACCAAGAUAUUUGUAUUGGAUGAGGCUGAUAAUAUGUUGGAUCAACAGGGAUUGGCUGAUCAAUGCGUUAGAUUUAAGAAAAUGCUUCCCAAGAACGUUCAACUUGCCUUGUUUUCCGCUACUUUUGCUGAGGAGGUUAAAAGAUAUGCUAAAAAGUUUGUUCCAAACGCCAAUACUUUGGAGUUAAAACAUGAGGAGUUGAAUGUGAAAGCCAUCAAACAAUUAUACAUGGAUUGCAAUUCAGAGGAUCACAAAUUUGAGUGUCUCUGUGAGUUGUACGGCUUGUUAACGAUUGCCUCGUCCAUUAUCUUUGUUCAGAGAAAGAAGACGGCAGAUAAAUUAUACUUCAAAAUGAAACAAGAGGGUCAUGCAGUAUCUGUGUUGCACGGAGACUUGGACACUAAGGAAAGGGAUAGACUCAUUGAUGACUUUAGAGAAGGAAGGUCGAAGGUUCUUAUUACAACAAAUGUGUUGGCAAGAGGUAUCGAUAUUCCUUCUGUUUCUAUGGUAGUCAACUACGAUAUGCCUUUUGAUAAGAAUGGUAAACCUGACCCUGCCACCUACCUUCACAGAAUCGGAAGAACUGGUAGAUUUGGUAGAACAGGAGUUUCCAUUUCGUUUAUACACGAUAAAGAAUCCUAUGAAUGCUUGAAAUAUAUUUCCCAGUAUUUUGGUGAUAUAGAGUUGACUAGAGUUCCGACAGACGACUGGGACGAGGUUGAGAAGAUUGUGAAGAAGGUAAUUAAAUGA
Brettanomyces nanus is the source of this 1539-nucleotide messenger RNA. It is a transcript of the gene DBP5, whose product is annotated as RNA helicase required for poly(A+) mRNA export. Gene Ontology annotation, molecular function: RNA helicase activity; RNA binding; ATP binding. Bases 1 to 1539 code for a protein of 512 amino acids. Gene Ontology annotation, biological process: poly(A)+ mRNA export from nucleus. Lineage: Eukaryota; Fungi; Ascomycota; Pichiomycetes; Pichiales; Pichiaceae. The record is from RefSeq and is a predicted model, not a curated record. The transcript is spliced from 2 exons. Gene Ontology annotation, cellular component: nucleus; cytoplasmic stress granule.